Molecule: messenger RNA, 1416 nt
Organism: Talaromyces marneffei
Lineage: Eukaryota; Fungi; Ascomycota; Eurotiomycetes; Eurotiales; Trichocomaceae
Exons: 2
Coding region: 1-1416 (471 amino acids)
Molecular function (GO): FAD binding; oxidoreductase activity
Source: RefSeq, a predicted model, not a curated record
AUGGCCGCGAGACUUUCGAUCUGUCUCCUGGCAGCCCUCGGUUUCAACCAAUCUGCAGUGGUCACCCCUUUGUCUCCAAAUUACAACAGCAGUCUGAGCAUCUACAACUUGAAUAUACCGAUCUUGCCUGCCGCUGUCACAUAUCCCAGCACUACGAAACAAGUUGCGGGUAUCGUGAGAUGCGCUGCGGAAGGUCAUUAUAAGGUACAAGCAAAAGGUGGUGGUCACAGCUAUGGAAACUACGGUUGGGGUGGAGAAAGCGGAGAAGUUGUGAUUAAUCUCGCCAACCUAAAUGGGUAUUCUUAUGACAACUCAACGGGAUAUGCCACUGUCGGUGCCGGUUCUCGGUUAGGCCCUGUCACAACCGCUCUAUAUAACUCGGGAGAACGUGCUUUUGCUCAUGGAUCUUGCCCCGAUGUUGGUAUUGGAGGUCACGCUACUAUUGGUGGAGUUGGCCCUACGUCUCGUCGGUGGGGAGCUACUAUCGACCAUGUUGUGUCUGCCACUGUCGUCCUCGCCGACGGCAGCAUUGUUACUGUCUCCGAAACCGAGAAUCCGGAUCUUUUCUGGGCCUUGAGAGGAGCUGGUGGCAGCUUUUUCGUUGUUACCGAGUUUGUCCUCCGCACCGAAGCCGCUCCUGCUGGGGGUGUUUCGUACGCAUACGCUUUCCGAGGACUCAAUGCCACGGCCCAGGCACAAGUCUUCAGGGACUUCCAGGCUUUCAUUUCCAACUCUAGCUUGUCCCGGGACCUAUAUAUCAUGAUGAUUGGACUUCCCUCAGUUAUUGAAGUCACCGGCUCCUUCUUUGGCUCCUUGGAAGAUUUCAACGCCCUUGGUCUUGAACAAGCCUUCGCCAUUGCCCCAGUUGCCAACGUCACUGUCAUCCCCAACUGGCUGGAUAUGGUUGGUAUCUGGGCUACCCAGUCGGCGAGUGCAGAACGGCCGGCCUAUUUCUAUGCGAAGUCAUUGGACGUCUUGCCAGAUGCCUUGCUCUCCAAUGACACUAUCGACUCAAUGUUCAAGUAUCUUACCACAACGCCUGAUGAUGCAUUGAUCUAUGAGCUGGAAGUUCAAUUGGUCUCUGGUGCCAUGGCUGACGUUGCAAGCAGUGCUACUUCUUUCCCUCACCGUGACGUUUUGUACUGGAUCUUUGCCUAUGCUGCUACCAAUGGCACUGUUUCUAACACUACCAUUGACUUCUUGGAUGGCAUUAAUGAUGUUAUUUACUCUGCAUCCCCCAACCAGACAUUCCACGCUUAUGCUGGGUAUGUGGACCCUCUACUUUCAAACGGACCCGAACUGUACUGGGCCGACAACCUUCCGCGUUUGGAACAAAUCAAGAAGCAGUAUGACCAGUUUGAUGUUUUCCACAAUCCCCAGAGUGUCCCAGUUGGAGGCGACUCCUGUGGUUUGUAA